Messenger RNA from Diversispora eburnea, 1560 nucleotides. The record is from the annotation of a GenBank genome assembly. NCBI's taxonomy places the organism in Eukaryota, Fungi, Glomeromycota, Glomeromycetes, Diversisporales, Diversisporaceae.
AUGAGUGACAAAGAAUUAGAAGCUCAAGUAUGUAGACUUUUACUUAAAACCAUUCAAAAAGAAACUAUAACAGAAUUAAUACCUAAUAGAGUAUAUGUUAAAGCGGCACAAAUUACGAAAUCAAAAGUUCUUUCGGCAACCUUGAGGGAAACCGAAGACCGAGGAAAUUUUAUUUUUGAUUGGGACCAUGGAGAUUUAUUGGGUUACCUCAUACAAACUUCGGCAAGGUUACAUAGAAAUUUGAUACCAUUAAAUAUUCGUAGGGAUGAUCCGAUAGUUGAAGUUAAAUGUGUUGUACCAAGUACAGGAAGUAGUUCUCAAGAAAUUAGAAGACAGAUUAAAGAAAAAACUAAAAGACUUAAAACCGAAGCAUCCCGGAAAUUUGGCUUUGUUACUCUUGGAGUUAUGUAUACAAAUGAAGAUGAACAUUCUAGAUUACAAUUUGUAAAUAAAAUAGAUAGAAGUAUUGCAUUUGCUGUAGCCGAGUAUACAAAGAGAAGAGCAUUUAAGAGCAUGGUUAUAAGUAUCUUGGCAUAUUUGGUAGUAUAUACAGAAGUCAACAUGGUAGCAUUAUUAGGAUUAAUUGUUUGGAGUAUUAUCCUUACAACAUGUAUUGCCGGUGGAGCUUAUUGUCUGGGGAAAUAUGCAAGUUGGAAAAUGGUCGAAUUACAAGAAAAAAUACAACAAGAAAAAAUUGCUCGAGAAAAUAUGCGACGUCGAUUUCAACUACGUCAAUUGGAUUGUUCUUUCGCGGUAGUAGCUCACCUUUCCACUAUAGCGGAGAAUUUAUUAACAGAAUUUGAUCCAAUUGAUAGAAAAUCUAAAUUGGAGUGUUUAAAUGAAGUCAAAAAUAAAAGUUUCAUACGUACAAUUGCGGCCAUUUAUCUUGAAACAUUUCUCACUUUAAUACUUACAAUUCAAUUGAAUCUAUUAGGAAGAUAUAAUUAUCUUUAUUCAGUGGUAUCUCUUACUGAACGAGAUAGAGAGCAAUCAAUUCAAAUUCAAUCUUCUUCAGGAUCAACGUUAAGUUCUAAAACUGAACAAAAAUAUUUAACUUUUAUAUGGUGGUUUUUAAAUGUUGGUAGUAAAAAAGCUAUAGAACGUAUUAAAGAAGCUGUUGAAUCUAUUUUAUCUGGAUUUCCUAAUGUGAUGAUGCCUGAAAGUCAUGAAGAUGAAUUAUCAGUUUUAAAUCAAGGAGGUGAUGGUAUCUUUGAAGCAUUCAUUGAUUCAGAGUUAAGGAAAUUAUUAGAUGAGACUAAAGAUUAUUUACAUAGCCAGGAUUUUGCAACAGUAUUAUCAAGUUGUUUGAAUUCAGCAUUUAAUUUAUUAUGUCAAGAUUUAUACAUAAAUUUUGUUGAUCCACAAAGUAAUAAUAAUAAUGAAGUUAUUGAUGAAAUCUUUGAAAGGAAUGUGAUACUUUUAAAAUUAUUACCAAUUAUUGCAAAAAGAGCGAACGUUAUACUUCAUGAUAUACCCAAUAGAUUCCUUGAUGUUAUCAGAGAUACCCAAGAAUUACAAGCUUUUAGUGCAAUUAUAUAUUCUUCAUUUGAUAGCGUUUAA